CAACCAGAAGCAGUAGACAAAAAGCAAGAAGUGAAUAGCAAGGAAAAGGAACAAAAAGAAAAGCUCUUGCUAGAGUCCAAAACCAAGAGGAGAGCUGCACAAGUUGUCCAACUGGGCUGUAAAGUGCCACCUUUACCUUUCCAUUGCUUAGUGAAGAGAUGGCACCUCUUCCCACCUGGGGACACCAGUUUCCUUUAUCCUACCAGGAUCCCCUAUGAGGAAUCCAGCAUAUUCAGCAAAGUCAACAUUGCCAAUCCUGAUCUGAAACGCUUUCCCAAGUUUAGGAACUCAACAGCCCAUGUCGUUACACUCAGUCCAGGACAGGUCCUGCUUGUUCCAAGGCACUGGUGGCACUAUGUGGAAUCCAUUGAUCCUAUCACUGUCAGCAUAAACUCUUGGAUUGAACUGGAUGCAGAUCAUGAAGCCCGUGUAGAAGAGGCAAUAACUCGAAUGCUGGUAUGUGCCAUAAAAUCAGCAGAAAAUCCCAGUGAUGGAGAUCUCUGGCUAAAUCCCACGGAGGUUGAGGCAACAUCCCAUGAAAUCAAUCUUCAGUACCUGAAUCAAGCAGUGUCUGCGUAUUUCAAGUGUCAGAAGACAAGUGUGCCAGCGCAGGCACAUUCCAGCAGCGCUGGUGCAGAGCAAAGGACAGGUGCCUCGUGCAAGAGGAAGAAAAGGGAAGUUGGCUCUGAGCCAGAUGGCCGCAGAUUACUAACCCAUGGGUUUGACUUUUCAGCAUCUAAAGCAGAAGAGCUGCAGACAGUACCUUUUGGGCCUCAUCUGAUUCAAGUUUUACCCCAGUCUCAAGAAACGGGCUCGAUGGGUGCAGCUGCAGUUGAAAGCGACGGUAGAGAUCUUCCCCGAGAAAACGAAGGAGAACAUAUUGGAAAAUUACACCGCAGGAGGAAGCAGUUGGUAAUGAGUAAUGACUGUGAGAUGCCUGCACAUCAAAUGGAUUCAGACAGCAGUCCGUGCACCUCACAAACAGCCCUUUCUACCAAUGAUUUGCUGGACUGUUUGGUUAAUCCGCAUGUCAUCAAUUUAGUGGCUCGGCUGCUGUUGGAGAGAACAGGAGUUUAACGCUGGAGUGUUUUAUCAUUGCUGAAACAAAGAAGUCAAACAGCAGCCUUGUUCUGGUGUUUAAGCUCUGCAAUAAUUGAAUGUUUCAUUUCAAGUAAUUUUUAGGUACAGAUAGAUGCACUUAAUGGCUAAAUGGCAGGUUGAAGUUAUGCUGAAAGAAGAAUAACUGGUUAGUGAUGGCUGGGAAGAGAAAGGUGUGUUCAGUCAGAGAACUGCUCAGUGUUAUGAGCAAAACAGAGAGUACGCAGUUCCACCCCCACCAUGCUGUACCGAGGGGAUCUUUGCAGUGUUCCACAGCUCUGAGCUGUGACACACGUGGGGUUUGAAGAUAGGCGAUAGGAGGGAGUGCUGGGACAUUGCUACAUAGCAGAGGGGGACCAAGAGUGGGAGCAGAUUGACUGACUGUUGACUGCAGUCCUUGACCGCAUUUAAAGUAAAAUGGUCAGUAAGUGAUCGGUUGAUCACAUCAGAAAUAAUAAAUUCAAAGAAACCUAAACCUCAGCCAAGAGGCAAUACACUCACUAAUGCAUCUACUUCCUCCCUUCCACAAAAUAACGUCGGUUUUGUCACAAACCUCUAGGUUGGAGUGAGACAGAAACUCUUAACAAGAAAAUAGUCUUUAGUUCAGGAAUUCUUCAGGCUGGGAGACAAAAGACCAUUGGGAAGUUACUGAUAUUAUUUAAAGCCAGAUGUGCACUGUUCCCCAUCUCUAAGGAGCAAAGUAAAGCAGCUGUGACCUUCUGUCUCUGUCCUACUCUUUACUAUAACAAUAAAAAUGUAGUAAUUUUU
This is a messenger RNA of Empidonax traillii (willow flycatcher), 1866 nucleotides long. Its product is annotated as HSPB1-associated protein 1-like. The transcript has 5 exons. The record is from RefSeq and is a predicted model, not a curated record. The annotation marks the transcript as partial. NCBI's taxonomy places the organism in Eukaryota, Metazoa, Chordata, Aves, Passeriformes, Tyrannidae. Gene Ontology annotation, molecular function: 2-oxoglutarate-dependent dioxygenase activity.